AUGCAUCGAACACUUACCACCGCAUUCAUUGCGAUUCUUUCAUGCAAUUCAAUCUUUAGUCAAGGGGACGUCCCGAAGUACCUCAGCAAGCACCAACGACGCGAAGCCCUCGACGCCCUGCGUAGCUCUUUUUCGACCCUCGCACGCCUUGAAGCCGUCGGUCAGACGAACGGAAGCCAUGUCUACGAUUUCGUCAUCUCCAACCACACCAGGCACCAGUUUCUCUGCCCGAAAGUACACGUCCUUGCCGACUUUCCGGCGGGACUGGAACUCCUGCUAAUGUUAGCCUCUCACCUUCUUCGCGAGUACGGCCGCGACAAAAACAUCACCGAUCUUGUCUCCAGCACAGAAAUUCACCUGCUAUUCUACCCAUCCGUGACAGUCGUCAGAGCGAAAUCGAGCAAAGACUGCGCACAAGACGGGAAACCCAAAGAGUUGAAUGGGUUCCCCGACUUCUUCGGCGAACGGGGAGUGAAGACCACGGAAGACUCGAAGCUUGACAACAAGGUUCGAUUCCUUGCCGAGUGGCUGAGACGGGGCAAUUUCGUUCUUGGAGCCCACAUUCAGGGCGGCCUGAAAGACCUCAUUGUGGCCUACGGCUUCCACAACAGCGCCGAGGACGGCCUGGUGACUCCAACGCCAGAUGACGACGUUCUGCGUCACCUGUCCAAGAGGUACGCGAGUCGGCACCCCAAAAUAAAGAAGGGGACACCGGAGUGCUCCGGUGGCCAUCUGGGCGGAUUUCCUGAGGGCAUCACUCCAGCUGCUGCCUGGAAGAGACGACGGGGACUCAUGGAGGACUACGCUUACGCGAAAGAAGGUGUUCUGGAGCUUGUCCUGGCUGUCUCCUGUUGCGCCGUUCCAGCAGAGACGCGGCUUCGGGAGCUCUGGGACGAGAACCGAGACGCCCUUCUUGCGUUUCUCAGCGAAGCUCGAAGGGGAAUACGAGGUUAUAUAAAGGGCCCUGGUGGGGCCCACAUCCCUGGAGCUCUGCUGACCAUCGCAGGACGCAACGUGGCUUUCCGGUAA
Molecule: messenger RNA, 1029 nt
Organism: Ixodes scapularis (black-legged tick)
Lineage: Eukaryota; Metazoa; Arthropoda; Arachnida; Ixodida; Ixodidae
Product: carboxypeptidase M-like
Exons: 1
Coding region: 1-1029 (342 amino acids)
Biological process (GO): proteolysis
Molecular function (GO): zinc ion binding; metallocarboxypeptidase activity
Source: RefSeq, a predicted model, not a curated record